Messenger RNA from Sparassis crispa, 507 nucleotides. RefSeq lists its product with no specific name. Gene Ontology annotation, molecular function: structural constituent of ribosome. Lineage: Eukaryota; Fungi; Basidiomycota; Agaricomycetes; Polyporales; Sparassidaceae. The transcript has 3 exons. The record is from RefSeq and is a predicted model, not a curated record. Gene Ontology annotation, cellular component: mitochondrion. Bases 1 to 507 code for a protein of 168 amino acids.
AUGCCGCGCAAGCCAAAGUUCAUCCCGGGCCCCUCAAAACUGUCAAAAAUUCUUGCCAAUCUCAAGCAAGAACCCCAUCCUCAGCUUCUGAAUAUCAGGGCACUCAGGCUGACGCUGGCAGCUCGGAAUGACCACUUCGGCGCCAGACACUUUGUGAAAGAGGAUCUUCCUCGAAUACGCUAUCAUAACGCCGCAGUAGACAUCGAAGUGAACAAAAUGGCGAAGUCUCGUGAAGAUGCGUGGAAACCAGAGAUGGUCGUUGAGUUUGCGGAUGGAAGAUCUCAGACACUCGACCUGGACAAGAAGUGGUCGUCGACAAUUCUCCAAGAGCUCUUGGAUUUGGCAGGCGGUCCCAUUUGGUCGAGGUGGAAAAAGCAGAGAGCUGCGGCCGGUCUUCCUGUUCUGGAUCCUCCGGUGCCCAAACCACAAGCACCCAAGGCUUCCGCACAAGAUCCAUUCUUCCUUCCGAAUAGGCCUAAGACUGGAGCAGCUGCUGUCUUACCAUAG